This is a messenger RNA of Penicillium brevicompactum, 426 nucleotides long. RefSeq lists its product as uncharacterized. The transcript is spliced from 3 exons. Lineage: Eukaryota; Fungi; Ascomycota; Eurotiomycetes; Eurotiales; Aspergillaceae. The record is from RefSeq and is a predicted model, not a curated record. The coding region runs from base 1 to 426 and encodes 141 amino acids.
AUGGAGUCCUCCGAUCGUGUCCCUCGAAAUCUUGAUCAUGGGCCUCGCAGUUAUACUGACCAAGUCCUGGAAAUGUUGAAAGACAAAGCUACAGCGGGAGAUAAAUUUUGUCCUCCAGAUGCGAAUGAAUGCCACGGACGACGUGGCAGGAAGGUUUCAUUCAAGCGUGGUCGGGAAUCGGAGUCAGUCGACGGUCUGCCCUCAGGGCUGCGCCGACAUGCGAAAUAUGCAGCGGAGCAGCCUGCCGACCGAGUGAAACCUGAGAGCAAGACCCCCAAACGCUUACUCAAGCGAAAUUCUGCCGUCGACGUGGAAGUCCUCAAAGAGGAGAUGGAGGAUGUUAAGAAGACGCUUGCAUCUCUUCAAUCGCUCUUGACUGAACGAUACAAGAAAAAGCGGGUUUCUUUUGCAGAGGAUCUUCACUGA